Messenger RNA from Brassica rapa (field mustard), 981 nucleotides. RefSeq lists its product as uncharacterized. The record is from RefSeq and is a predicted model, not a curated record. Lineage: Eukaryota; Viridiplantae; Streptophyta; Magnoliopsida; Brassicales; Brassicaceae.
AUGGCUCGCUGUGAAAACGAGAUCUUGAGCCCGUGCUGCCAUGAUCACGGAGUCAACUUCUUCGACAACGCCGAGGUUUACGCCAAUGGCCGAGCUGAGAAGAUCAUGGGUCUGGCGAUUCGCGAGCUGGACUGGCGGAGAUCCGACAUCGUGGUCUCCACCAAGAUCUUCUGGGGUGGUCCUGGUCCUAACGAUAAAGGUUUCUCGAGGAAACAUAUCAUCGAAGGAACCAAAGCUUCUCUCAAAAGACUCGAUAUGGACUAUGUAGAUGUCCUCUAUUGCCACAGGGUUCCUGAGAUUGAAAUAAAGAGUUCGAGCUUUAGGUCUUUUAGUGUCAAUGUCUUCCGUCGUUUCUACUAUGGAACCUCUCAGUGGCUAAAGCCUCAUGUCAUUUAUGUGUAUUUCCUUGAGAGGCUUUCAGACCAUGUCAGCUUCAACAGACCCCAAGGGCAGUACAAGCCAAGGAAAUCCUCCAAAAAAUCUGGUAAGAAGCAUGAGCCUAAACCUGACACUGGUGGUGUCAGUGACGAGGCAGAAGCUCCGUCUGAUGUGGCUGUAGGAGGAGCUUCAUCUCAUGUGAAUAUUGGUGAGGAGGUUGUUGAUCCUCCACCGACUUCUGUAAAUGCAGCAGCUAACAGUGAUGUUUCAGUUGACACGCUUCAGCCAGGAAACACCACAGCAACUUCUGAUAGUGGAGAUGAACCGAGAAAAAAAGUUGCGAAUUCCGAAAAUGAUAUCAGCGUAGCAUUGUCCACGGAAGAAGAGAAUGUGAAGAGUAUCGACAUUGGAGCGGCUGGCGCAGUAGAUUCUUUGACGUCUGACCCUGCAGAUACCGAGAAGGGAGUUACACAUGACGAUGCAGAGGAGUCCCUUCUGGCCGUACGAUCUGAGUUACAAAAGAGAUCUAAUGAACUUGAACAAUCAGAACAGAGGUUAUUAUCUACUAGAGAGAAGCUUAGCAUAGCUGUUGUCACGUGUUAG